AUGUUGCUUUUCUGGGUUCCUGGGGUAAUCGGUUGGUCCCAUAGGUCUCCCUCAGGUCCUUCUCCUUCCAUAGGUGAAAGCGUGGAGGAGAACGCCAAUGUGGUGGUGCGCCUGUUGAUCCGUCGCCCUGAGUGCUUUGGCCCGGCCCUGCGUGGGGAAGGAGGCAACGGCUUGCUGGCAGCCAUAGAAGAAGCCAUCCAGAUCUCUCAGGAUCCCGCCCGGGAUGGGCCUACCGUCAAGAAAGAUCGCCGAAGGGAAUUGUUUGGGGGAGAAGAAACGCACGAGGAGUACAGGGUCCACUUGGGCAACGCCAUCAUGUCCUUCUAUGCCGCCCUCAUUGAUCUGCUGGGACGCUGCGCCCCUGAGAUGCAC
This is a messenger RNA of Notechis scutatus (mainland tiger snake), 372 nucleotides long. Lineage: Eukaryota; Metazoa; Chordata; Lepidosauria; Squamata; Elapidae. The record is from RefSeq and is a predicted model, not a curated record.